Messenger RNA from Zootermopsis nevadensis, 9224 nucleotides. RefSeq lists its product as uncharacterized. The record is from RefSeq and is a predicted model, not a curated record. NCBI's taxonomy places the organism in Eukaryota, Metazoa, Arthropoda, Insecta, Blattodea, Termopsidae.
AAUUACAAUUUUGCGUGCUUAUUCAUGGUAUUUUUUGAAUUUUAUGCAGUAGAUAGAUCGAAAAACGUUUCUGGUCUGAAUACCGGUGAGCAUUACUCUUUUUAAAUACUUAAUUUUCGGAAGAUUUAGUAUCUGCCUUUGUAUAAUGAAUUUCGCCCUGCAUUUUGGUGGCCAAAUACAAUGAACAUGCACUCAGUUUUCUUUGUUUACUUCACGCGAAAAUUCUUGUUCGCGCCUUGUGUAAAUCACCCCCGAGGCACAAAAUGAAAUAAAUAAUAAAUUAACAUGACCUCGGCGAAAGAGUAGACGUAUAUGAAAUGUAUGAAACCACUGUAAAUUAUUUCGAGUGCUGUUUUCUUAACUCUUACAUGAAAAUAUAAAUAGAAAACUGAUAUUUGAUCAAGCAAUUUUCUAUGGUGAAAUAGGUUAUCUGUAAAGGAAACUGAAGUUAAAACGAAAAGUUGAUUAGUUUAUGUAUAGUAAUAGACAACCUACGAAGUCCAUUGUAACAAAGAUGUCAGGCAAGCCGUACCGAUGUGAGCCGAACAAAACAGGUCCGUGCCGAGUCGGUUGGGAGCUCUCAUGCACCAGCCAAAGACGUACAGAAUCGAUGUGUGUGGAGCGGCUUACCUUCCUUGCUGCUGCUUGUACAGCUAGCUCACUGGCUAGGAUAUGGACCACAGCAUCUGGAAGGAGGUGUGACCGAAGUACCGCGUCCAUCUGCCGUCCCACAACAGAUAUUUUUACGUACGCAGAAUUGAGGGUAAAAUUCCUUUGCAAUUGCUUGUGUGUUAAGUUGGAAUUGUUGAACCCAUAAGUUGUUUUCCCUCGAUUUUAUGAUUUUGGUGAAUUGUGUAUUUUAUGAAUUUUUAAAGAUAACACUGUUUGCAUCAAGACUUCACGGAUUUGGACAGACUAUCUUUAUUGCGUGUUCUAAAGUCUUUUUUUGAUGUUAAAAAUGUUGGGUGGGGAAAGGUGACGAGUGAGAACUUCAGUGAUUGAAUUCUGGUUGAAACUGGCUGUGUUUAGCAGAACUCUGAAGAGACUUCAUGGCGAGACAAGCUCAGUAAUGAUUAACCAGAGAAGGUCCCGAAGUUCAGGACGCAGAAUUUGUUAUUGUAGCAAAACAAAGAACGAGGGACACUUCGUCAGUGGGAUAAAAGAACAAACAUGGAAUUGAUUGGAAAACUUCAAUAAAUAAGAGGACCUGUCUCGUCAUCAUGUUUCUCCCGUUUGUUAGAAGACUUCUGGAGGCAAACGGAAGUGACGUAUUUUUAAACUCGACUUCCGGCAGACCCAUUAUUUCCGAUGGAGGAGCUGACAAUAUCCUCUUUGCUAACAGUUCCUAUAAUACGUCUGGAGAGGGUAUGAUAGAUUUUGGAGAAGUUGAUGUUGGGUACUCCGACAUGCAGACUGUGUUUCUGGCCUGCAUCGCCACGCUUUUACCACUAAUGUUCAUCCUAGUAGUUGCCAUCGGAGUAAGGUUCCUGUGGCGUCGGUGUCAUGCUCGUAAGGGUGAGGGCUACGAGGGCGUCUUGCAAAGGGACGAGAGUUCGGGCCCACUCGCCGUGAAAUCUCUCUCAGUAAGCGGAAACCUUCUGUCAGACGAGUUGAAAACGAGUGAAUCGCAAUUUUCGAUGACACCAGGGGAAGAAAUUGAAUACGGGACGUCACAAUCACCGCUGCUCAGCUUUGGGACUUCUUCGCGCAGUUUACCGAAUCACACCUCCAAGAGUGCCAACGGCAGCAUCAUCACCAUGACCUUGAAAAACAACCACCUCAUAGUCGAAACACAGGAGACAGAAGUGACGUUAGGAAACGGCAGCACCAAAACUAUGACGACGAAGUUUACGACGUCGUCGUCUCCGAACGAGAACAACGUAUUCGUGGUAGAGGUGCAGCAAAGUGGGGCUGCGCGAAGCAGCGACUCCGAUCUGUACCCCAAGCUCUCGUCCUCAGCAGUCAGCUCCCAGGAAGACAUCGACGAGGAGGACGGCAGCAGGAGGUCCUCAAGUCAAAGAGCACAAGUUCACCGGCCUCCUGACAUGGACGUCGACGAAGUAUCGGUUGAAGAUAUGUCAGACGAACUGGAAGACGAAGAAGAUGAAGACACAGAGGAAGACAUGACAGAACGUAAAGUUACUCGUGACGGAACAAGCGAAGAUGAUCAAGACAGGAGUGCGAACACAAACACAGGACUUUCCCAAUCAGAUCUCAGCAUAUCAUCGUCAGGUUCUAACAAUCCGAGUUACCGUUACGGUAACCAGGUCGGAUACGAAGGGGGACAUUUUGGGUAUCCUCAAUAUGUUGGUUACACUGCUAGUGAUGAGAAAGCUAAAAGAACUGCAGGUGGUGGGAAACUGGUGGUUCCAAGGUGGAAUAACCAGGCGACGGCUGAAAUGAAGAGGGCGUCUUCUGUCACUGAUAGUAGCGAUAAAGUAAGUAUUAAUCGACAUUUGCGAGGAAGAUACAGCAUUGACGUGACUCCGGUCAGUGGUCGCCUUCUUUCCGACAUACAAGCUAUAGAACGUCGGCGACAACUUCAAGAAGAUGAACGACUUCAGGAAGAACAGAGACAACUCGGGAAUGGCAGUGUUGUAUUGGCUGUCGCUAACGGGAUCACUACGCCACCUUCUGUGAACGACAAAAUGGAGGACAGUCAACAAGACGGUCCCCCUGCUCCUACUGAGCUAGAUGAAAAACACGCUGGUGCAGAGCGUAUUAGUGAUAACAAGUCUGGAGUUAAUUUGGCGACGGAACCAGAAGGAGACAAACCUGCGACUGAGGCAAAAGAUAAGAAGUUUGAGGAAGACUGUGUUUCGGCUCCAACGCAGAGAAGUCCACUCUCCGUUAUCACACCGGAACUUUAUACGCAGAUUAAACAGACAACCAAAAGUUUGAUUCUAGAUAAGGCAACAAGACCGGGACUUUCUCCGAAAUUCGAGAAGUUUCGUAACGAGAAUUCUCCACUAGAUGAGAUAGAGAAGUCUGUGGCUAAUGAUUCAUCAGAAGCCAGUGACACAGCCCCAGUUAAAUCACAGGAAUAUGAAAAUAAAGCUUUCGUUCCAUCUGAUCAGAUAACAAGUUAGUGUGACGAAAUAAAUACGUAUUUUCGUGUUGAGAACAAAAUUAAAUUAUGUCACAUAUGUUUACGGGUAAAUUUGGACAGAUUUUAAAAUAUGACAAACUAAAGUCAAAUGAAUAUAAAUCACGGAAACCGUGUACGAUAUCCAGAUCAUGAGAAUUAGAAAUCGGAAGUAAAAUAGAAGGAAGGGCCCAUCAUAGCCACCCAAACUAGAAUUUGUCAGUCGAAAACAACUAACCAUUUCACGACCAAUGAACUUAAAUGGAAUAAUCAAAUUUAAAUGUUUUAUGGUAAACUACAAAACCAAAUUAUAAAGGUUGUGUGAAAGAAAUAACGUUGAUCGUUAUUUCGGUGCUCUGGUGACAUAAUAGCCAUAAACUCGCUUCAUAUAAAUUUUAGAAUUCAACAUUUAACAGUCGGUUAUGUACGACUGUAUUUAACUGAAGUAUGGAACUUAAAUGAAAUGAAUCUUUAGUAUAUAUGAAAGAUUACCAUAUUUAAUGAUCCUACAUGCAUUUUCUAAAGUUUUGUUCUUAAUUUAAAAAUUAUGUAGACAAUUAUGACUGCAAAUUAACCUUUUAAAAUGCAUUUAUGUGUGUAUAUAGUCUAUAUUACUUUAUUUAACAGUAAGUAACUCUGCAUUUUUCUCAGAGAAUAUUAUUAUGGAUUUCGUAUAAUUAUUAGAGUAAAUUGUGAUUAUAUCGUCAAACAGCAUUAACCAAUUUAUCUCCUUAAUGGGGAAGGUGUGUUUUCUUCUAGGUAGAAACUCAAUUUUAGGUGUUAUUUAGAUUAGCUCCGGUGUCCUUACCAGAAGGGCGAACGGGCAUUGCCUGAAAACUUUUUAAAUAUAAGAUGGUCUCUCCCACCCCUCCCACCCCUCCCCACAGAAAUCAAGUAUCUCCCACUUCUCUCCCAAAAAUGUUCCCUUUGCUUCUACUCUAUUGCUAUGUUUCGUAACUACCUCUCCUUUUCUCCGCUUUCAAAGGGUUGACGGAGGAUGAUAAAAAAAUCACGCAAUCAUUAUUAGAAUAUUUUUUUGAUAGCUGUAAUUCUAUACAGUUCAAUUUAUUAAGAAACACACUAUAUCGCUGUUAUUGUACAAGAACCCGCGCAGGUCACGAUAUAUCGUAACCUGCCGCACAGGUUUGUUAGUUGUCUUUCAACAGUCGAAGUGAAACGAGUGUACAGUGUCGAAAAAUACAUGGCAUCUCAUUCUUACUUAACUUUCCAGAGUGAGGUUAGGGACACAUUUUCCGAUUGUCUUGUAGUAAACAAAUCGACAGUAUCUCGUCUGGUGAACGAUUUCCGUGGCACAGCAAUUCUUAGCCGAGAUGCGUCAAACGUGAGGAAAAUGGUUGAUGCACGCAUCGCUGAACGCGGAGGUCUUCGACCGUCUAUCGCAGAGCCCAGAACCAGUUCAAGCAGGUGCUUAGAAAUAGAGCUUUCCAAUGGUCCACAUAUACACAAUCGGUUCGUUCGCAAUAUGUUUAUUUUUUAACGUCUAGGAAACUGAAAUUAAUUAUUAAACUAUGUUCGAAAUAGACCGUAAGGUACCUCCUAUAAUGCCAGUUAGGAUAAACAAAGAUUCAUGCGCAGUUUGUAAUGUAAACAAAGAAGUUCUCUGUCCACUUAAGUAAGAACAACUGCAGGAAAUAGAAAAGUUAUUUAUGACUUGGCCAUAACAGAAUAAGGACAUCCGGCAGUGGAAGACGAGAUAGGUAGGUUUUUAACAGAAUUGCCACGUAAUGUAAUUUUAUUUUAAAUGAAAUGAAAUUGAGAAUUGUCACGUAAUGUAAUUUUAUUUUAAAUGAAAUGAAAUUGAGGACCAACUUCGGUGUUAUUCACCCAAACCUUCACAUUCAUGUGUGUGUAUGUGAAUGUAAAUUAAAUGUUUUAUUUACCAAACCCUUCAAAAUAUGUAAACAGAGUUGCUCUCAGAGUAUAUUAUAACCUACAUUUCCAGAAUUUAAAAUUCUCUCAGCUUAAACUUUUAUGUUUGUGUAUGAAUAAAUUACUCUGCACUAGAUUGUCUGCCAGAUACAGAAUAUAGAGGCACAAUUAUGACGCCAUGUCUGUUUAAAAAUCGACUGAUAUAUAAUCGAUUUUUAAAAUGGCAGUUUUUAGUGAAAUUCACAUUUUAGUUAUGAUCUCAAAAAGGAUAUAAAUAUGGACAAAAUUGGAUAGCCAAAACUUUAAUAUAAUUUUAUUGUUUACAUUAUUUUAAUGUGAUAAUCAUUUGAUGUUGUACGAUGACCGCAAGUACCUUCAGCUCAAUUUGCUGUUUAUUUACUGUUAAUGUGACUAAUCUAACCUAACCUAACCUAACUUUACAUUGCUUAAGAUAACACAAUCCUUUCGUUGUAUUUCUAUGUUAGGUCUAAAUAUUUGAGCAGCAGCCAUGGCAUUUUGUGUAGAUGUUAAAUUUGAAGCGUAGAGAUUGAGUGUGUUAGAGAUCAAAGUGUCAAGGACAAUAUUUUGGAAUCAGGAAAGAAGUAACAGACAUCCACGCUCAGCAAGCGUGUUAAAUUUACUGCUUAUCAAGGUUUUAUUUUCUUUUACUUUUUGGCUAGAUGUUAUUUGGAAAUGGAAAGUGGUGCUGGUACUAUUCUGGGUAAUGUAAUUUACUACGGACAGCUCUGUAAUUAAAAUAACUGUAUGCAUUGAAUGAAGAUAACCCGUCCUUAUAUAUAUAUGUUUAUAUAAUGGUAAGUAGUGAUAUUACUAUGAAAUCCCAUAGCAUGUAGUAUAUAUGGUCGACUUGUAACCCUUAUAUACUUCCAUUUAAAAUAAUGUAAGGAAUUAACUUUUGGAAGAUAAUGGAUAUGGUUUAUGUCCAUAUAUUGAGCAAUGGUUUUGGUUUAAUUUAAUAAUUAACUAAUUGUUAGUGAUAACAAUAGUUUGUUGCGUAUUCUUUGUUGUUAUUUAAGUGCAAUAUAAUUAUCCGUACUUCUGAAAACGUGUUCAGUAUCAGGUUCCGUUCUGAGGUAACUUACAAUUCGUUUAGUGAAAAGAGUCGCUGUGGUCUGUAAACUUAAAACAUUUCGGAGAUAACUAUUUUUAUAUUCGCUACUGAUUGAAGAGAAAAAGGGGCUUCAAAGUCUCGUUCGUGCAUUUCAAUUUCAGACUCAUGGCAAGAUUACUAUUGUUAAAUGAGUAGAUAACACGUAAUUUGAAUUUAUACAAAUUAAGUAUGCUAUGACAUCACCAAUAGAGUUAUAACGAAUGUAUUUUAUGCGAUUAAUUCUGACUACAAAGGUACAUCAGGGUCGAGUGGUUAGCAAUCCUGAUUCAAAUUUAGGAUGUCCCGGGAUAAAGUCUCUGCUCGGAGACCGGCUAUCUUGUCGUGGUUUUCCUCAGUCCCUUCAGGAAAAUACCAGGGUGAUACUAAAAGUUGGGCUACGAUAACUUCCUUCAGCAACUUUUCACAUCCGUUGUUCUCUAAUCACCAUAUCACAAGAUGUAUAAUUAGAGCCAUUUCCAGUGUCGUUAAGCAAACCAUUAGUAAAAAUACACAGUUAUGAUUAUAAUACUGUUUUAAUAUUAUUAAUGUACCGCUGUUUCAUUUUAAUGUAGUCCUAUAAACAAUAAAUAGGCCCUAUGAUUACUUAGUGAGAAUAUAGCCUUUUGCACAGAAUAUUGUUUUAUACUAGAUUAAUAUCAAAUAGUGAAAUUUAAAUCUUAAGAGUAUAGUGUAGUGUCUUAAAUUUCGAAAAUUAUUCCUUCUAAUUAGACGGUAUUUAUCGUGGUUUUUCUCCGGGCAUUUUAUAGAGCAUUGCAUAUUUCAAUGUUAUUAAGAAAAUUACAUUUAACUUUAAGUGUAUCCAUUAUCUACCAAGACAUUUGGUGCUUGUAUAUAGCGAAGUGCUUAUCUGUGCUCUUUAAUUUGACUAGCAUAGUCAAAGAAAAAGUGCAGAAAUCUUUGAAUUCUAUGUGGUAUAUUUAUUCUGUAUUACUGUCUUUAUAUUUAUAUGCCGUACCAUUUCUUAUGCAUGCAAAUUUGAACGAAUUGAGAAAGUGGGUUAAACGUAAAAGCAAGUGUUGAUAACUUUUUUAUAGGGCUAAUCACAGCGUAAGGGAAUUUUAUAAACAUAAAUACACCACGUUAUUUAGUGUGUGUUACUAAAAUAACUUAAAGGAGUGAUAUUUAAAAAAACAAACAUAAAUUAUAUAGGCUAAUAAUCUAAUUUGAUACAUUAUAUACAAUAAAACAUCGACAUUCAGUACCUUAGAUAUUCUGAAUUAAAGAAAUUUACCUUUGUUCUUGUCUCCUAAAUUAUUAUUAAAAUUACGGUUCUGUGUUGACUGUGAACAUGAUUUUUACUUAUAAAUGUUUCAUGAAAAUGGAUGAAAAAUUAUUCUAAUUUCUUUCAAGAUUGUACGGUGUAAAUGUGGCCCUUUUCUAAACUAAUAUAGGCCUACUGUUCUGUGGGGAAUAUGAAGAGUCCAAUUUUCCGAUAAUAACAACGAAUAUGACCGACUGUCUACAGGCAAACUGUCCGAAAACAAAAUUGCAAAAGUGUAGCAAACUGAAUUAAAUGAACGACAUAAUAUGCAGAAUAUUUAUACUUACAAGUAUUUAAGUAGUUACAGUGUACGGAGAAAUUAUGAUAUUGUUUGUUGUUUUAUGUGGGCGCGAAGCUUUGCCUCCGAAGUGAAGGAUGAGGGUGUUUCAGAAGAAGGAGUUGAGGAAAUUAGAUAGAAGAAAGUAACAGAAGGGUGCAGAAAAUUCUAUUUAUAAUGAGGAGCCUUAUAAUUUUUUCUGUCAAUCAAAUAUUAUUAAGUUUAUCGAUUCAAUAAGGAUGUCAUGGCCAGAUGGAUAAAUUAUUGAUAUUAAAAUAUUUCAACGAACAACCCACGACCAGAAACUGUAUUGUUUGGACUAAUCAGCUGCUUAAAUAGAAGAGAAGAAAGUUGUGCAGGGGGGAAGAAGGUCUCGGGAAAUGUAUCAGGCAGGCAGAGACUUCGCAAGCAGCAACUGAAGUUGCCAUCACGCGACGAGAGCAGGUAUUUUUCGUAAUUGUGGAUAUUUUUUUAGUGAAAUCUGCAAUUAUCGUUAACGAAUUUUAUUGGCAAAAUGUCCUCAAGCUUGAUGGUCGUUGAAAUAUUCAAAAUUGUUUACGAAAGUAGUAAAUAUUUAUUUCCUUUGGAAGAUCAAUAUUUAUUCUAAAAGUAAACGAUGUUAACUUAUUAAUAACAAUUAUUCGUAACAGUUAAAUAUGAAAUCUCAAAUCUUCAGGAAAAAUUUUUUCUUAGUAUUUGACUGGCCGUUAAUGAAAUUUAAUUUAUGUAUUUUGAAUAUAAAAAUAUUUUAAAUUCAAAUAAAUACCAACAAAUUAAUCCUCCUGCCAUUUAGAAUGACACUGACAUCAUGAUUAUGAUAAAAAUAUGAUUGGUCCUAUUAGAGACAAUUAGUGAUAUUUAAAAGGCAUUGUAACAUACUUUCAGUAUUAAAUCAGAAUGAGUGUCUAUUGUAAUUUUAUUUACAAGACGAAACGACGCCACAAGACACAUCCAAACAGGACCGAGAUUUUCACCGCUGUGAAAACAUGAAAUAUAAUUCUAAUGUUAGUUAAAAUGCUUGCUCAGAAAGAAUGAGGAAAAUAAAAGUUAUCUCGAUAUAUGUAUAUAUGAUUUGGUAUUGUUAUAUCAUACAUAUAAUAACGCGAUUUGUAAUUGUUAAUAAUAGUUUUUGCAAGUUAUUCUCUGUAUAUUAGAAAUGAUUAGCUACUCUUUUCUGAUUGUCCAUAAAGUCGUUUGUUUGUGGUAGUGAAUUUUUCUAGAAAUUGUUUAAUCUGUUUAUAUAUGAAUGUUAUAAUCUAAAAUUACUGCUUUUUAUUGUGCAUUUAAAGAUAAGAUACGAAAGCCAUAUUUGCCUCCUUGAAAGAACCAUCAGUAUUAUCAGUGUGACUGUUAACUGCCCGUGACCUAUAUUUCCUUCUGACCAAAACAGCGUAACAGAAUCCAUUGCUUGGAAUGGAGAAAAAGGCGAACACCAAUGUACGUACAUGCAUCUAUUCCAUCCCAUCCCUAAGGCUGAAAGUUAAAAAUUUAUUAUUUUGCGGAACAUAAAGAUUAGGGGAAAAUUAAGAAUAAAUAAGUGUACAUUAUUUUACAAUUAAAAACAAUCUUGUGUUGUUUA